Molecule: messenger RNA, 684 nt
Organism: Gymnogyps californianus (California condor)
Lineage: Eukaryota; Metazoa; Chordata; Aves; Accipitriformes; Cathartidae
Gene: MYOG
Product: myogenin
Exons: 3
Coding region: 1-684 (227 amino acids)
Biological process (GO): muscle organ development; positive regulation of myoblast differentiation; positive regulation of transcription by RNA polymerase II
Molecular function (GO): protein dimerization activity; RNA polymerase II cis-regulatory region sequence-specific DNA binding; DNA-binding transcription factor activity, RNA polymerase II-specific
Source: RefSeq, a predicted model, not a curated record
AUGGAGCUCUUCGAGACCAACCCUUAUUUUUUCCCGGACCAGAGGUUUUAUGAUGGGGAAAAUUUCCUGGGCUCCCGCUUGCAGGGCUACGAGCCGGCGGCAUUCCCCGAGCGGCCCGAGAUGGCCCUGUGUCCUGAAGGCAGGGUGGCUUUGGAGGAGAAGGACUCAGCCCUGCCUGAGCAUUGCCCUGGGCAAUGCCUGCCCUGGGCCUGCAAGGUUUGCAAGCGGAAGACGGUCUCCAUUGACCGGCGGCGGGCAGCCACCCUGCGGGAGAAACGCAGGUUGAAGAAGGUGAACGAAGCCUUCGAGGCGUUGAAACGCAGCACCCUGCUCAACCCCAACCAGCGGCUGCCCAAGGUGGAGAUCCUGCGCAGCGCCAUCCAGUACAUCGAGCGCCUGCAGAGCUUGCUCAGCACCCUCAACCAGCAGGAGCGGGAGCAGAGGGACCUGCGCUUCCGCCCCGCCGCUCCCCAGCCCGGGGCGGCCAGCGAGUGCGGGUCCGGCAGCUCGUCCUGCAGCCCCGAGUGGAGCAGCCAGCUGGAGUUCGGCACCAACCCUGCGGAUCACCUCCUGGCUGACGACGCGGCGGAGGACCGCAACCUCCACUCGCUCUCCUCCAUCGUGGAGAGCAUUGCCGUGGAGGAUGUGGCCGUGACGUUCCAGGAGGAGCGGGUUCAAAACUGA